CAUACAAAAAAAAAAAGGAGUCUCCGAUGCAAAAACCAAAAUCCAAAGGCGGAGAAAUCAAGAACCAAAUGUCUCGUCUCUCGUAUGUAAUCGUUUCUAUCCUCUUCCUUUCUCCACUCGCCGCCGCCGCCGCCGAAUCAGAUACUCCGACGGCGUAUUCAGUCCUACAAAGCUACAACUUCCCUGUAGGAAUCCUUCCAAAAGGAGUCGUGGCUUAUGAUUUAGACACAACGACAGGCAAAUUCCAUGCUUAUUUCAACGAUUCGUGUAGCUUCUCACUUGUGGGUUCUUACCAAUUGAAUUACAAAUCGACGAUCAGUGGUUACAUCUCCGAGAACAAGCUCAAGAAAUUGACUGGUGUUAAGGUCAAAGUUUUGUUCUUGUGGCUUAACAUCGUCGAGGUUAUCAGAAACGGAGACGAGAUGGAGUUUUCAGUUGGGAUCACAUCGGCGAAUUUCGCGAUUCAGGAGUUCUUGGAGUCGCCUCAGUGUGGCUGUGGAUUUGAAUGCAAGGAUUCGAAAUUGGACUUGUUUGGGAGGAACCCUUUUGUAUCUUCGUCUUGAAAUUGGGAAAAGGUUCGAUUUUUUUUCUCUUUGUAAUUUGUCCCCAAAACUAAAAAGUCUUACCUUUUAGAAAAGAUCGCAUCUUUAAUGUCUUGUCCAAUAAAUUAUGAGCGUAGUUUCUGGAAUUCGUAAUUGUUUUACUUCAGUUCUAUUUAAGGGGUUCAAGUUCUUGUAAUGGUGAAAGUAAAGAUGGAUAUUGAAGGGAGAUGUGAACAUUGUGAAAUAUAUGCUCAAGACAAUGAUGAAUUUGGCUGAUUUUGUGAUC
Messenger RNA from Capsella rubella, 828 nucleotides. RefSeq lists its product as uncharacterized. The transcript has a single exon. Lineage: Eukaryota; Viridiplantae; Streptophyta; Magnoliopsida; Brassicales; Brassicaceae. The coding region runs from base 27 to 563 and encodes 178 amino acids. The record is from RefSeq and is a predicted model, not a curated record.